Molecule: messenger RNA, 453 nt
Organism: Vicia faba (fava bean)
Lineage: Eukaryota; Viridiplantae; Streptophyta; Magnoliopsida; Fabales; Fabaceae
Source: the annotation of a GenBank genome assembly
AUGAAGAAAUUUGUACUCAAGUUAGAAUUGCAUGAUGACAAAGAGAAGAAGAAGGCUCUCAAAACAGUCUCAACUCUUUCAGGGAUUGAUGCCAUUUCAAUGGACAUGAAAGACAAGAAACUGACAGUGAUAGGAACAGUAGAUCCUGUAAAUGUGGUAAGCAAAUUGAGAAAAUUCUGGCACACAGAAAUAAUAGCAGUAGGACCAGCCAAAGAGCCAGAGAAGAAAGAAGAAGCAAAGAAGGAAGGAGAGAAGAAAGAAGAAGGAAAGAAAGAAGAUGGAAAGAAAGAAGAAGGGAAGAAAGAAGAAGAUAAGAAAAAAGAAGCAGCUCCACCACCACCAGAUCCUAUUCAAGAAUGGGUUAGGAAUUAUAGGGCAUAUAAUCCAUAUAUGACAACACAUUACCAUGUUCAAAGCAUGGAAGAGAAUCCCAAUGCAUGUGUCAUUUGCUAA